CUUUUAAUCACCUAGCUUGAGUACUAAUCAAGAAAUUGAUAUUACAUAGCAUUAUCAACCAAUCCAAAGUUUUGAGGAAAAUGGCAUCUCAACAAAACCGACAAGAGCUUGAUGAGAAAGCAAGGCAAGGAGAGACUGUUGUUCCUGGUGGUACUGGAGGCAAAAGCCUUGAGGCUCAAGAACAUCUUGCUGAAGGGAGGAGCAAGGGAGGGCAGGCAAGGAAAGAACAACUUGGGAAAGAAGGGUAUCAGGAGAUGGGCCGUAAAGGUGGAUUGAGCACUAUGGACAAAUCAGGUGAAGAGCGUGCUGAAGAGGAAGGUAUUGACAUUGAUGAAUCCAAGUUCAAAACUGGUAGUGGUAGGAACCAGAACAAGUGAUCUUGCAUGUGUGUUAACUCUUAUGCUAGCUAUACUAAAAUGUUUGUCAAAAUAUGGUUUAGGUUGUGUUUGUUGUGUGUUUUAGUUGUAAUAAUUAGCUAGCAUAGUGACAAGGACAAGUCUAAUCAUAGGUAUCUUUAGGUGAAAUGAAGGUAUAUAUGAAUCUAGGAGGUUCUUCCUUCAUUUUCAAGUAAUAUGUUUUGUAUAUGUAAUGUCGAUGUCUAAUGUUAGAAUGUUUUUUUAUCUUAAAAACGUUACGGUGA
Molecule: messenger RNA, 640 nt
Organism: Cicer arietinum (chickpea)
Lineage: Eukaryota; Viridiplantae; Streptophyta; Magnoliopsida; Fabales; Fabaceae
Product: protein SLE3
Biological process (GO): response to abscisic acid
Cellular component (GO): cytosol
Source: RefSeq, a predicted model, not a curated record